UGUUAUCGUUUCCCGCCAUCAGCUGGUUUUCCCCAAAUCGGAGAAAUCUAGGGUUUUACUCUUAGGAAGAGAGAAAGGAAGAAAAGAAGGUUUGGUUUGCGUUGUGUACAGAUGUCGUCGUUAAGCUGGAGACACCACACGCUCAUUCAGUCGCUCUUAUCCCGAGGCCCUCUCAAGGAAUCUGAGUUUCGUUCCAUUUUUACUAAAAUCACUGCCAAUAGAUCAGAUAAUGAUAGAUUGUUCCAUGAUUACCUCAAGAAGAUAAAUUCAUGUCUUGCUUAUGUUCAAUUUGAGUUACGUGCGUUCAGAAACCAGUAUGAUGGCACGGUGUAUUAUGGAGUGGUUAACAAUGUUGCAGAUGAACAGUCCAAGCUUGGCACUAAGUACACGGUUCCUCAAAUUGCUUUUUAUAAAGGAAUUAUCGAAGCAAUUAUACAAGAUGAUACUGCAAAAGGCAGCAUUACCAAUAUUGAUGCUCUUAAUACAAGGUUGGAAAAUCAGGUUCCUAAUGGAGGUGGACCAGAGUCGCAGGGUGUUUCAUCUCAGGUUCCUGCUGCUUUCAGAAAUUUUUCUUUGUCCCAGAAGGAACGAACUCUUGAUGAGCUAGUACGUGAUAAAUGGCUAUGUGCAACCUCAGAUGGUAGGAUUGGGCUUGGUGUUAGAUCCUUUUUGGACCUAAGGAGCUGGUUUCGUAGUAAUGAUGUUCCUGCUUGUGAUGUCUGUAAUGAAGCUGGAGUGAAGGCAGAUCCAUGUUCAAAUGGAAGUUGUUCUGUUCGCAUCCAUAACUACUGUCUGACCAGGAAAUUUUCCCAAAGAAAGGCGGAGAGGAUCUGUCCCGGUUGUGGCACACAAUGGGAUUAUACAGUGCCCAAAAGUGAAUUUGUUGUACAUGAGGAGGAGCUGCAAAAUGGGAACUCUCAGAAUGAACCACCUCCUGAACCCCCCAGGAGGAAGAAGCAGAGACGCGGCAGAACUGAGGACGACACUAGUGGAUCUGGUCCCUCUCAGACUUGCACAGUCAAAUCUGAAACGAGGACAACCCGGCGCUCCUCACGGCUAGUCGGUGCCAGCCAAAGUUAACCAGUACCUAUUUACUGGAGAAUUCUCUCCUAGAAUCAUGCUUGUAAAAUACACAAUUGUCGCUUUCAGACUGGUUGUUUUGGAUCCUGGAAUCAGGAUAUGUUUCGAAACCAAGCUUGCAAAUUUUUCUGGAACUAAAUGGUUUUGGUACACUGAGCAAGCUUGUAAAGCUUACUUUGUUAAACUAUGUCUUUCAUUGCAAGUUGAUUGACAUUGUUUUAGUUCUGUUUGGUCUUUAUUUGAUUGAAGAACAAAUCAAGGAAGAAUAUGCGUUUAAUGAGCUUGUCCUUUUUUUAGAGUGUCACUCAUCAUCAUUGUCAA
This is a messenger RNA of Daucus carota subsp. sativus, 1401 nucleotides long. RefSeq lists its product as uncharacterized. Lineage: Eukaryota; Viridiplantae; Streptophyta; Magnoliopsida; Apiales; Apiaceae. Gene Ontology annotation, biological process: double-strand break repair via homologous recombination. The record is from RefSeq and is a predicted model, not a curated record. The transcript has 6 exons. Gene Ontology annotation, molecular function: ubiquitin-protein transferase activity. The coding region runs from base 112 to 1080 and encodes 322 amino acids. Gene Ontology annotation, cellular component: nucleus; Smc5-Smc6 complex.